AUGUCUGCCUACGGCACCUUUCUCAAUAGCAAGGCUAUGCUCACUGAGUCUAUCCUGGCCAUCCUGUCUAUCCUGUUCAUAAUUCUCUCCACUAUCGCCUUGUCCCUCAACACCCUACCAGAGCUCCAGGUGCUAGAUGAGUUCGGCCAGGCCAACGACAACCCCCAGCUGGCCCAUGUAGAAGCCAUCUGCAUCGCCUGGUUUACCAUGGAGUACCUCCUACGCUUCCUCUCCUCACCCAACAAAUGGAAGUUCUUCAAAGGUCCCCUGAACGUCAUUGACCUGCUGGCCAUCCUCCCUUAUUAUGUCACCAUCUUCCUGACGGAAUCCAACAAGAGUGUUCUACAGUUCCAGAACGUUCGGCGCGUGGUGCAGAUAUUCCGGAUCAUGAGAAUAUUGAGGAUUCUGAAGCUGGCCAGGCAUUCCACAGGGCUGCAGUCUCUAGGCUUCACCCUGAGGCGGAGUUACAACGAGCUGGGCCUGCUCAUCCUCUUCCUGGCCAUGGGCAUUAUGAUCUUCUCCAGCCUCGUCUUCUUCGCCGAGAAGGACGAAGACGCCACCAAGUUCACCAGCAUCCCUGCCUCCUUCUGGUGGGCCACUAUCACUAUGACUACGGUGGGUUACGGUGACAUCUACCCUCAGACUCUGUUGGGUAAGAUAGUCGGGGGUCUCUGCUGUAUCGCCGGGGUGUUGGUCAUCGCUCUGCCUAUCCCCAUUAUAGUCAACAACUUCUCUGAGUUCUACAAGGAGCAGAAGAGGCAGGAGAAGGCCAUAAAGAGGCGGGAGGCCCUGGAGAGGGCCAAGAGGAACGGUAGUAUCAUCUCCAUGAACUUGAAGGAUGCGUUCGCCCGGAGUAUGGAGCUGAUGGAUGUAGUCGUGGAGAAAGGAGGAGAGGACAACCAGCUGUCUCCCAGCUGGGCCGGCACGCACAAAUACACUGCCUCCGACAUUAGCCUGAGGUCGUUGGAUAAGAAGUACCCCGAGUCCGUCCUCCUGGGGUCCACCCACUGCAUCACCAUCACCACCAGCGGUAGCCCCGAGCGGAGGCCCCUCAGUAGCUUUCAGUAUAAAGGCCGUAUCCCAGAAUUCAGAGGCAGUACCUCUCAGCUUCUUAACGCUCAGAACCUAGAGAUCAUGUUCAACCAGCUGACCAGGUCUCAGUCCUUUACCAACCUCAACACUUCCUGCUCUGUGAGCACUAUGAGCACCUCCGCCACCACGGCAACCUCUGUAUCUUCACGGCAACAGCACCCAGGGUCCCCGCCCUCCCCGGCCCGGCCCCCACAGGAAGUGGAGCUGGAGAGGCAGGAAGUCCCACCCUGUUCCUCGACAGAGCCCCUACUGAAGGAAAGCGAAGCAGUACGCAGCCUGUGGAGCAUGGACAGCUUCGCCAGCUGCAGGGCUGAGUUCGGGGAGGGCUCUGGAUACGGAAGAAAGUUCCCUCCGUCUCUCGACCUCCUCCCAGAAUCGAGGGUCAACGAUGUCCAAAGCCUCCAGGACGCCGCCUCCCUCAAAAACAGCAUGUAUGAGUAUGUCCCCUACAACCAAGAUGGCUGCACACAGUUCCCAAGAGACGACAUGGAGAACAUCCGUAGCACCCUGAGAGACGGCAUCAACCCUGUCGUCAAGGGGACCAAAGAGCUAAAGGAGAACUUCAUCAAGGGCCCAUCCACCGAGCACCCCCCGACACCACCCAGCACCACCUCACCCCAUGACAUCAGCUUCAGCUUCCUGGAGAAUGAAUCCCCAGAGAGGGAGACCUCGCUGCUCUUCCCCAGCACAAAGGCCGUCAUCCUGGGCACAGAAGACGAGACCAGCCCCCUGUCCCGCGACAGGCUGGUGGUGGACACCCCGCCAGGGGAUGAGGAAGGUCAAGGUUCGUCCAACGAGGAGAAGAAUCAGAUGGAAGCGGCGGGAACGGCAGGGGGUGCACCGGCUGGGAACUGCACCCAGGAUGUGGUGGUGGUGGUGGGAGGAGGGGCAGGUGGGGAGGGCAAGGUCGACAGCAACCAAAGUGGACAUGACAAAGCAGAGAACCACAUGUUUACACCAGAGAUUAACCUGAUGCCCGGGGACGGCAGUAUGUCCCCGACCUGCGAAACCAGCAUGUAA
Molecule: messenger RNA, 2112 nt
Organism: Oncorhynchus nerka (sockeye salmon)
Lineage: Eukaryota; Metazoa; Chordata; Actinopteri; Salmoniformes; Salmonidae
Product: potassium voltage-gated channel subfamily B member 2-like
Exons: 4
Coding region: 1-2112 (703 amino acids)
Biological process (GO): potassium ion transmembrane transport
Cellular component (GO): dendrite; membrane; voltage-gated potassium channel complex
Molecular function (GO): delayed rectifier potassium channel activity
Source: RefSeq, a predicted model, not a curated record